GCAAGCAGCAGCAGCGCGCGCAGCUUUUUGGCCGCACCGCAGACCUCCAACACACGUACGCACGUAGGCAGCUUCUCGCUCUGUGCGUGUCAGGGCGGCGAGUCGUCGAUUGGCUUUUUCGCUCGCUCUUGAGUCGAGGCAGCAGUCAGCCAGAGGGAAAGGAGGGCCCGCAACGAGAGAGAGAGAGAGAACGCGCGCGCGCACGAAAGGGGAUAGCUAGCUAGCCAGCCGCCGCGCCUAUCAUCCAGCCCUAGUCGUCGUCGUCAAACAUCGUCUGGCGAGAAACGGAUAGAACGAGAUGGGUAAUCUCUGCAGCUGCUGCGGUCGCUCGCGCAGCGCGCAGUACGAGCCGCUGCUGCUCGACAAUGAGCGCGAUGCCGUCGCAGACCUGCUGCAGUACCUCGAGAACCGCUCCGAGACCAACUUCUUCACGGGUGAUCCAUUGCGGUCGCUCUCGACGCUCUCCUUCAGCGACAACGUCGACCUACAGAGGAGUGCCGCGCUGGCCUUUGCCGAAAUCACCGAAAAGGAGGUCAGGGAGGUGGGCCGGGAUACGCUCGAGCCAAUCAUGUUCCUGCUCCAGAGCCACGACGUAGAGGUGCAGAGGGCCGCGAGCGCUGCGCUGGGCAACCUUGCCGUUAACUCCGAGAACAAGCUGCUCAUCGUCAAGCUCGGCGGCCUCGAGCCCCUGAUCCGCCAGAUGCUCAGCCCCAACGUCGAGGUGCAGUGCAACGCCGUCGGCUGCAUCACCAACCUGGCCACGCACGACGACAACAAGACAAAGAUUGCAAAGUCGGGCGCCCUGGUGCCCCUGACGAGGCUCGCGAGGUCAAAGGACAUGCGCGUGCAGAGAAAUGCGACGGGCGCGCUCCUCAACAUGACGCACAGCGACGAGAAUCGCCAGCAGCUGGUGAAUGCGGGCGCCAUUCCCGUCCUUGUCGGCCUCCUUGGCAGCUCCGACACCGACGUGCAGUACUAUUGCACCACUGCACUCAGCAACAUCGCUGUCGACGGGUCCAACCGCAAGAAGCUGGCCCAGACGGAGCCCAAGCUGGUGCAGAACCUCAUCGGCCUCAUGGAGAGCUCCUCGCUCAAGGUCCAGUGCCAGUCGGCCCUCGCACUGCGCAAUCUGGCCAGCGACGAGAAGUACCAGACGGAGAUUGUCCGGUCGGGCGGCCUCCCCCCGCUUCUCCGCCUGCUCCGGUCAAGCUUCCUGCCCCUGAUCCUGUCGGCUGCUGCGUGCGUCCGCAACGUCUCGAUCCAUCCCCUCAACGAGUCGCCCAUCAUCGAUGCCGGCUUCCUCCACCCGCUCAUCGACCUACUCUCCCACGAGGACAACGAGGAGAUCCAGUGCCACGCCAUCUCGACGCUGCGCAACCUCGCUGCCUCGUCGGAGCGCAACAAGACGGCCAUCGUCGAGGCGGGUGCUGUCGAGCGCAUCAAGGAGCUCGUCCUCACCGUUCCUCUGAGCGUGCAGAGCGAGAUGACGGCGUGCGCUGCCGUGCUUGCGCUGUCCGAGGACCUCAAGCCCCAGCUGCUGGAGAUGGGUAUCUGCGAAGUCCUCAUUCCUCUCACUGCCUCGCCCUCGGUCGAGGUGCAGGGCAACAGUGCCGCGGCGCUGGGCAACCUGUCGAGCAAGUCGGAUGACUACGGACCGUUCAAUGCCGUCUGGAACCAGCCCGAAGGCGGUCUGCACGGCUACCUGGCCCGCUUCCUCGAGUCAAGCGACCAAACGUUCCAGCACAUUGCCGUCUGGACCAUCGUCCAGCUCCUCGAGUCGGGCGACCAGCAGCUCGAAGACAAUGUCCGGUCCAGCGACCAGCUCCUUCCCCUCGUCGCGCGCCUCGCCGAGAGUGCCGGCGAGGACGGCCAGGGUGUGAACCCAGACGGAAGCACGACGGCUAACAGCGAUGACGGACAAGAUGCUGAGGUCGAGAUUGCUUCGCUUGCAAAGAAGAUUCAGGAGAUCUUGAUCGACUCCUCGUCGGCUCCAGCAGCGGGAGCAGCAGCCAAGGACGGGUCAGGCUCGAACAAGGCUUCGUCUGGCGCGGCCGGGAAAGAGUCGGCGGAGCAGCGGUGAUGACAAAACAGUAUGAAACGAAACACGUAAUGAUUCCCCCAUCUUCCCCUCCUCGCCCCCCUUCCCUCCAGUUCAAAGUGUAGAUCGUACCUUUCUCUUCUCUUCCCUUCUCUUACCUCUUCUUCAUCCUCGAUGGAGGCUUUCAGCUCUUUGCGUUUGUUCUUUACCCAACCCCCCUCUUCUUUCUUUAUCCUUCCCGCUAUCUCUCUCUCAAUGCCAUGAACUCUACGUUU
Messenger RNA from Acaromyces ingoldii, 2313 nucleotides. Its product is annotated as putative VAC8-vacuolar membrane protein required for the cytoplasm-to-vacuole targeting. Gene Ontology annotation, biological process: nucleus-vacuole junction assembly; vacuole inheritance. The record is from RefSeq and is a predicted model, not a curated record. NCBI's taxonomy places the organism in Eukaryota, Fungi, Basidiomycota, Exobasidiomycetes, Exobasidiales, Cryptobasidiaceae. Gene Ontology annotation, molecular function: protein-membrane adaptor activity; protein binding. The transcript has 4 exons. Bases 299 to 2080 code for a protein of 593 amino acids. Gene Ontology annotation, cellular component: fungal-type vacuole membrane.